AGCUUAUUCUACUCAACUUCUCCAAGCUGCCCAAUCACUGUACACAUUUGCUGUCACCUACAAAGGAAAAUAUAAUUCUAAAUAUUAUACAUCGAGUGGUUAUAAAGAUGAACUAUGUUUAGCUGGUGCCUGGUUGUUCAAGGCUACUGGUAAUCAGACGUAUUUAAACGAUGCUAUACUAUAUCAUGAAACCAAUGUUCCUGUAGGUUUAGACUGGAGUAAUGGUCUGGCAGCUUGUCAGUUAAUGCUGUAUGAAUUAACUCAUGGUGAUAUGUAUAAAGUUGAAAUACAGAAUUUCCUGAAGACAUGGAAGCCUGGUAGUUCAACACCGUACACACCGUGUGGUAUGGCGUAUUUUGAUAAAUGGGGAACUUGUCGGCAUGCUGCGAAUGCAGCAUACGCUGCCAUAUGGGCAGCAGACCUGGGUAUUGAUGCUACAGAAAAUCGUCAAUGGGCCUUGAGUCAAAUCAAUUAUAUCCUUGGCGAUAAUAAUUAUAAAAUGAGUUACGUCAUUGGUUUUGGUUCCAAAUAUCCCGUGAAACCUCAUCACAGACCCAGUUCUUGUCCAGAUUUGAACAUCUUCUGUGGUUGGAACGCCUUCAACAGCACAGCUCCCAAUCCCCAUCUGUUAGUGGGAGGUUUGGUUGGUGGACCUAAUCUGAAGGAUGAAUGGGUUGAUGACCGUGGUGAUUACGUUAGAAAUGAAGUAGCUCUGGAUUACAAUUCGGGACUACAAUCUGCUUGUGCAGGUUUGGCUCAUCUGUGUAUUACUGAUGAACUACCUCCUUUACCACCGAUUAAUACAUGUUAAAAUGACGAAGAUAACAGAAGUCCUUGUUUAUUUUCAAUAAAAUGUGUUCGUAU
This is a messenger RNA of Patella vulgata (common limpet), 864 nucleotides long. RefSeq lists its product as uncharacterized. Gene Ontology annotation, molecular function: hydrolase activity, hydrolyzing O-glycosyl compounds. The record is from RefSeq and is a predicted model, not a curated record. The transcript is spliced from 6 exons. Bases 245 to 811 code for a protein of 188 amino acids. NCBI's taxonomy places the organism in Eukaryota, Metazoa, Mollusca, Gastropoda, Patellidae. Gene Ontology annotation, biological process: carbohydrate metabolic process.